AUGUGGCUUGGCUGCCUCCCAAAUAUUCCCCACAUAGUAUCUUUACUUUGCACCAGGCCCUGGUCAAAAGUAGUGCAUUACAUAGGGAAUAGGGUGCCAUUUGGGACGUACAAAUCCAACCGUAUCCAGGAGGUGCAAAUCCAACCGUAUCAAGGAGGUACAAAUCCAACCGUAUCCAAAAUGUACAAAUCCAACCGUAUCCGGGACGUACAAAUCCAACCGUAUCCGGGAGAUACAAAUCCAACCGUAUCCAGGAGGUGCACAUCCAACCGUAUCCAUGAGGUACAAAUCCAACCGUAUCCAGGAGGUGCACAUCCAACCGUAUCCAGGAGGUGCACAUCCAACCGUAUCCAGGAUGUACAAAUCCAACCGUAUCCAGGAGGUGCAAAUCCAACCGUAUCCAGGAUAUACAAAUCCAACCGUGUCCAGGAGGUACAAAUCCAACCGUAUCCAGGAGGUGCAAAUCCAACCGUAUCCAGGAUGUACAAAUCCAACCGUGUCCAGGAGGUACAAAUCCAACCGUAUCCAGGAGGUACAAAUCCAACCGUGUCCAGGAGGUACAAAUCCAACCGUAUCCAGGAGGUGCAAAUCCAACCGUAUCCAGGAGGUGCACAUCCAACCGUAUCCAGGAGGUGCAAAUCCAACCGUAUCCAGGAGGUGCAAAUCCAACCGUAUCCAGGAUGUACAAAUCCAACCGUAUCCAGGAGGUACAAAUCCAACCGUAUCCAUGAGGUACAAAUCCAACCGUAUCCAGGAGGUGCACAUCCAACCGUAUCCAAAAGGUACAACUCCAACCGUGUCCAGGAGGUACAAAUCCAACCGUGUCCAGGAGGUACAAAUCCAACCGUAUCCAGGAGGUGCAAAUCCAACCGUAUCCAGGAGGUGCAAAUCCAACCGCUCUAUAGAGAGAUAUAUUGACCCUUGAUUUAUUUCGUCCGCGUCUGAUAUUUAUUCUCCUGGUUUUCAAUAUUCUGUGAUCCUAUAGGCUUAGGUUCAAUCUGUGCUGCGGAAAAUAGGCGCUAUAACAAGAUUUACAUUUAAAGGCAAUCUCCUGACUCAGAUAGUUUCCUUUCACAUGGUUCUUUCCAGCAACUAUGGUAGAUGUGGAAUCAGGCCAGUUUGGCUGAGUGGUAUGAACAUCUCUUAACUCCUCUGUGGAACCAGGCCAGUCCAGUUUGGCUGAGUGGUAUGAACAUCUCUUAACUCCUCUGUGGAACCAGGCCAGUCCAGUUUGGCUGAGUGGUGUGAACAGCUCUUACCUCCUCUGUGGAACCAGGCCAGUCCAGUUUGGCUGAGUGGUGUGAACAGCUCUUAACUCCUCUGUGGAACCAGGCCAGUCCAGUUUAGCUGAGUGGUAUGAACAGCUCUUACCUCCUCUGUGGAACCAGGCCAGUCCAGUUUGGCUGAGUGGUGUGAACAGCUCUUAACUCCUCUGUGGAACCAGGCCAGUCCAGUUUGGCUGAGUGGUAUGAACAUCUCUUACCUCCUCUGUGGAACCAGGCCAGUCCAGUUUAGCUGAGUGGUAUGAACAGCUCUUACCUCCUCUGUGGAACCAGGCCAG
Molecule: messenger RNA, 1561 nt
Organism: Oncorhynchus tshawytscha (Chinook salmon)
Lineage: Eukaryota; Metazoa; Chordata; Actinopteri; Salmoniformes; Salmonidae
Exons: 2
Coding region: 1-918 (305 amino acids)
Source: RefSeq, a predicted model, not a curated record